UCGUCCGCCUGUUGCAGCCGUGCCACGGCGUAGCGUCGCACCGUCGGGUUGGUAAAUUGCGAGGAUAGCAGCUCCAGCGAGUCCUCCACAUCCAUGGGCCUCCACUUGCCCAGAAGCUCCAGCGCCUGCUUGGCCUCCUGGGGCAAGUCCCAGUUGACACACUUGAGGAACUUAGUCAGAGCCUGCAGCCACAAGAGCAAUGUUCACAAGACGGUAAAUCACGCUCGUACACACAGAAGAAGAGUGGGGACGCUGCAAACCUUUUCCUGCAUCGUGAGGUAGUAUCUGAACUUCCACACCAGGUCCUGCUCCUCAGAGCUCAGCAGUUUGGUGGGAGGGUAGCUCACAAUGAUCUGUAGAUGCAUGGACACACACACGACAGACAUGCAAGGCGUGCCUAAUCAUUUCAUGAGUUGAUGAAUACACGUAAAACCAGUCUCUGACGUUGAGCUGGUCACGCGUCGCGGCAUUGGGCUUCAGGUCGUGAUCAGAGGGUCCACUGCGGAGGCUGCGAGCCAGUUUGUGAUGCUUGCUCUCCACCAGGUUCUCCUGCGGGAAAAAACAAUUGUGAAAUCUACCACUUAUCUACAAAGAAAUGUGUAUGUGUCCUGCUCACCAUCCCCAUCUGUGGGUCAGGAACUUUAACAAUUUCACAGCUGGUGGGCAAGGGCGACGCAUCAUCUCCAUCCUGAAACAAACAAUGCAUUAAUCUGCCUCCGUAUAGUGCACAGUUGCAGUCAGAAAUGUACAUAUACUCAUCAUGGGAAUUAAUGUCAUAUCAAUUUUGACCCUAAUUAUUUAUUUGAACCUUUUUAAAAUCAAGAAUUGGGUGCACAUGUUUGAAUUGAAUUAGAGUUUUCUCAAUUUACGUUGGGUCAAAAUUGUACAUACAGGCUCUAAUAGAAUACAGUAGAAUACAGAAUACAGUACAUACACCCCCCGCUAAUGCCCUAUAGCAAGUUUCACCUCGACCAGACACUUUUUGCAGCCAUCAACAAGCUUCUGGCAUAUGUCAGGCUGGAUAUUUGACCACUCGCUUUUUAGAGUCCAUAUAAAAGUUUCAGCAAUCAACGUGCUGAUUUGAGGUGUGUGCUACCAAACACAAUAAGUUAACGAAGGUGACUGUUUGUACAUUAUAUCAAAAAAGCCCAACAGAGGAUGCACUUCCUGUGGCAGCUGAAGAAGUUCAGCCUGCCGGCGAAGAUGAUGGUGUACUUUUACACCUCCAUCGCUGAGUCUACCCUCACCUCCUCCAUGUGGUUCGCUGCAGCUACUGCCAAACGCAAGGGCAGACUGCAGCGUAUCAUCCACUCAAUCGGCCUUCCCGCCAGGGCCUGUACGUCUUAUAAAUAUCUCAAUAUAUAUGCACCCUCAAUAUCCCUGAAAAUAGUGCUAUGAAUCUAUAUUUCUUAUUUAACUCCAUCAAUAGCUCCUCUGUGGCUGUUUUGCACUGCCACUGUGGCUGUCAUUUUUAUAGUUUUUAUAUUUAUAUUUGUAUCCUCCACUUCUAAUUCUUUCUAUACUUAUUGUUGCACCAACCCACCAGAACAAAUUCACAAAUUGUGUAAACUAUACCUGGCAAUAAACCUGUUUCAGAUGCCGAUUCUGACAUAUUUGACCCUGUGUAAAUAGAAUAAAUUGAUCAUUAAUAAAUAAAUUCAGAGUUGGGCACCCAAUUCUUUUUUUUUCCUUUUUUUUAAAUCACUGAAGAAGUAUGUUGUAUUAUCAUUACAUCCUAGAAAAAAAAUGCUCAAAUAAAUAAUUUUUGUCCCUUAACUCACUGUCUCACUGUCGCCGUCAUAUGUACUUAAAACUAACAGAAUGUGAACUCACCUUUUCAUAGUAGACAAUGCUGUACUCUUUGUCAUUUGUUUUAACUCGAGGAAACUCCACCAUGAGGUACAUGAAGUUGGAGCUGCGUUUCUCGCUCUAGUAAAAAAAAAAAAACAACAAAAAAAAAAACCUUGUAGAAUCUGUGUUGUUUUUUUAGUGACCAAUGAAUCAUCUAACCUCAUUGAUCAUCUCGAUCUCUCUGAAGGUUAAGCGGUCCAGCCAGUCCACCUUCACCAUGUGACCCUGCCGAUGGGCCUUGGUCAGCUGUGUGGAAACGAGACCACUGAGGGGGUGAUGUCAUCUUCAGGGGGGUCAGAUCAGCUCUGGCAGAAGCUACGGAGGAACAUCUGCCACGCAAAUACAUUCAUUUGUCCAUCAGUGCUGUCAGGUGAAGGCCUUUGUUGAUGCUUGAUUGACAACAGCCUGGACUAAAAAGCAUAGUGAGGCACUGAUUAUUGGUGAAUCGGGAAUAACUUUCCUUCUUUUUCCCUUCACUUGGUCAUCACAUUAAUGUGUCAGUGCUUCUAUCGCUUUAGUGGUUGAUGCCAAGACUCCUCUAGUAAGGGGGGGUGAAACAUCUGGACAUAUAAAUGGGCCUGCAAUGGGAAAAAGGACAAGCAGAAGUGAAGUACGAUGGAGCUUUUGGGACUUUACUGGGUGCUCAAGGUGGCCGGGUGUCUUCUCCUGUGGACAAGUGGCUCUCCUGCUGCCCCCAUGGAGUGUCACUUCAACUCUAAAGCGCUGUGUGUGUUUGAGGGGCGACACUAUGCACUGGGUGAAACGUGGAUGGACGACACCUGCAUGCAGUGCACCUGUCUGCAGCCGGUGGGUGUCGGCUGCUGUGCCACGGUACAACGACCGGUGGAUUUCCCCGCAUGGUGUGAAGUGCGAGUGGAGCCAGUCACCUGCAAAGUGUCCCUUGUCCUCACCGCCGACAGACGCCUGCCCUGCAUACCGGGCGAGCACAUGAGGGACCCCAGUCAUGGAUCACAGAACCAGCUGGAGGCAUAGCACCAGCAUCUACAGUAACUGGCUUCUGUGAAAACCACACUAAAAUGUCAGUGACCAUCUUUAUUUCAUUUUAAUAAUUUUUCAUAAUAGCCAAUGUGUAACACAGAAUGACACAUUUUAAAAAGUCUAUGAUAUUGGUUCACUAUUAUCUAAAAUAGCCUCUUGCAGUCAUCCUUGUAAAUAGCAAAACUAUGCAUACAAUAAUAUAUUAACAUUUUUUCUGCUAUAACUGACUUAGUUAUGUCAAAAAACACAUCACAUGACGUGUUAUUCACAGUUUUAAUUAGCAAGUAUUUACAUACAAUGUUUAUCUGGAAUGGGAAAGUAAUUGUGUGUGCUGUUGGGAUUUUGAAUUUACAAAGUUUCAUUAAACAUACAUAUAUG
Molecule: messenger RNA, 3228 nt
Organism: Dunckerocampus dactyliophorus (ringed pipefish)
Lineage: Eukaryota; Metazoa; Chordata; Actinopteri; Syngnathiformes; Syngnathidae
Gene: msmp1
Product: microseminoprotein, prostate associated 1
Exons: 4
Coding region: 2467-2844 (125 amino acids)
Source: RefSeq, a predicted model, not a curated record